This is a messenger RNA of Antrostomus carolinensis (chuck-will's-widow), 362 nucleotides long. RefSeq names its product 28S ribosomal protein S5, mitochondrial-like. The record is from RefSeq and is a predicted model, not a curated record. Gene Ontology annotation, molecular function: RNA binding; structural constituent of ribosome. Gene Ontology annotation, biological process: translation. Gene Ontology annotation, cellular component: ribosome. The transcript is spliced from 2 exons. Lineage: Eukaryota; Metazoa; Chordata; Aves; Caprimulgiformes; Caprimulgidae. The annotation marks the transcript as partial.
GGUAUGGUCUUCGUUGCCACCGAGCUAUUAUCACCAUCUGCAAACUAAUUGGAAUUAAAGAUAUGUAUGCCAAGGUUUCUGGAUCCAAAAACUUGAUUAACAUUACCAGAGCUCUCUUUAAAGGCUUGACAGAACAGGAGACUCACCAACAGUUGGCGAACCAGAAGAGUCUUUACGUAGUGGAGUUCCGGGAGGAGCAGGGCCCUCUGCCUAUCGUCGUGGCACUGCCUGAGGGGGAUGUCCGUGAGGAUCCUGAGCCUGAAGAUGAGGUUCCAGACACAAAGUUGGAGUGGAGUGAAGUGAAAGAAGCUCAGGGAAUGAAGAAAUCUCCCUGGGUGAAUGUCAGAAAGAUAGCAUGGUAA